AUGAGUAUGAGCUCUGCCGCCAGCGGGGUUUCGACCCCAGCUCCGCAGCAGCAACAGCUGCCCCCGCCGAAGCAGAUACGCUUCGUGAACAACGAGGGCCAGCCGCCUGCGAAGAGGAGGAGGAUAAAUGCUGCCUGUCGGACGUGUCGAAAACGUAAGACGAGAUGUGAUGGAAAGAAACCGCUGUGCUCGACCUGUACAGAGAAUGGCCAUGAGUGUUUGGGAUAUGCCGACGUGAGUGAGGGAACUACAAAGAAGGAGCGAAAAGAUAGCGAUACUGGGCCCAAGAAGGAGCAUAAUGAGGACGACGAUUGGGAGGACCAGGACGAUAAGAAUAUGGACGGAGCAAGGCGUGUGAGCGAUUACGGGAAACGCCCUCUCCAACGCCAGUAUUCGAAUGGAAGCCCUACAUUGAACAGGACAGAAUCCAAGGACCAGAGCUAUUUCGACUCGAAACCGCCAAAAGCAAGGGAAGUUUCGGAGCGUGAGAAGAAUCAACUGCCGAACUUCGGUGAAUAUAGAGAAAGUGCAGCCUACUCUGAGGAUGCACGUAGUCCACUGGACCGAUCUCCUCCACUCCAGACCGAAAGCCACCGAGUGCCGUACUUCAGAUAUUUUGGUCCGACUGCAAUCGUCCCUGGGUUCAAGCAGAUGGUUGUGUCUGUUCGAGAGCAUCGCCGAAGCACUGGUGCUGGAUCUUCUGUCGCCAUGUCUCCCGGUUCUGUCGGUUACGGAGAGCGCACACCUUCCCAAGCUGGAACCGAACCAAGGUCUUCCAUUGAAAUGCCAAUCUACGACCCAACAGACCCAUUACCAGUAAAUAAGCUGAUCAUUCACCUUGUUGAGACUUUCUUCGCCCGUCUUGGAUGCAACUAUCCUUUCCUCCGUCAAAAGCCGUUCCUCCAACGGGUCGAGGAAAAGUCAGUCGAAGCCAUACUUGUGGAUGCUGUCUGUGGCCUGGCAGCACGGUUCUCAGACCACCCACUUCUAACUGCGAGCCACGACAGCUCUUAUCCAAAAUCGGAAUAUGGACACGUCUUUGCUCAAAGAGCCAAGGCUGCGGUUGUUGAAACUUUCCCGUGUCCUACGGUUUCAGCUGUGCAAGCCUGCCUACUGUUGGCCUAUGAGGGAUUUGGUGCCAAUCAAGACAGUGCUUUGUGGAUGUAUCUUGGCUGUGCCAUCCGCAUGGCCGUUGACCUCGGCUUGCAGAAACUUGAUGGCGUCAAGCACCAGGGACAAAAGGACCCCGGGUAUCAUCGAUCGAGUAAUGACAUGACGCAGUCAGAUACCCCCGCCGCUAUCAGUGCCGAAGAAAUGAAAGAAGUCGAGCAGGAGCGCACUGACACACUCUGGGCGGUCUUUAUGCUGGAUCGAGUCAUCUCAUCUGGGACUGGCAGACCUGCCACCUUGCGAGAUGAGGAUUUUGAACUCAGUUUCCCUGCAAUCACAGCGAAUACAGAAAGCGGCUGGCCCAAUCCAUUUCCCGCGCUUAUACAGAUCAUUCAUCUCUAUGGACGAGUAUCAGACCUGUUGAACAAUAUCCGAGACGUUAAGGAUGUGACGCCGAAGAAGAUUGAAGGUUUGUCUGGGCUAGAGAAAGACUUGACGCAGUUGUAUCAACGGCUCGACCCACGAUUGACUUUCAACGCCGCAAACUUCCAACACUAUGUCAAGGCUGGGGAGGGUACAAAUUUUAUUCUUGUCCACUUCUGGUUUCACACGCUCAUCAUGUUACUCCAUCAACCGACAUUAAUGCAUUCCUUUGAAGGACAAAUAUUACAACUACUACCCAACAGCCGCGAGCUUAGCAUGUCUUCUGCUAAGACCAUCGCUGAUAUACUGGCUUUUGCGGAACUGAUUGAUCCCAGAAGCUUUAUUGGUAACCCGUUCACGAGUCAGCCAAUGUAUAUUGCAGCGUGUGCGUUCUUGAUGGAGUCGGCUGCGCAUACUUCUUCCCAGCCGACAUCAAGAGAUGCCAGCCCUCCGCGAGAACCGUCAAAAGGCGAUCAAUCGAAGGAUACCAAAGCUGCCGCAAAGACCAAUGAGCAGAAGCAGAAGCACUCCUUGCUCGCGUCAGCAGCGAAUCAGAACUACCAGCGCUGUUAUAAAGCCCUCCAACAACUAGAAACGUAUUGGGCAGGCACGAGAUAUAUUCUGGUGGCCCUUGACCAGAAAGCAAAGGGAAUCUGGGACCCUGAGACUUAUACGGAGCAGGAAUAUGAACUGACAAAAAUUCGCCAUGACAUGAUUCCUGGUUGGAGAAAGAAAUUAUCACUUAGCGCAUCUCCAACAAGUCGAUUUACUGACAAGCGAUCCCCUCGGAUGGAGAAUCUACCUGGAUCGCCUUUGAUCGACCCUUCUCAGGCGAUUGGAUGGUCCUUGACUGGGACUACGAAUUCUGCAAGCUCGAAUUUGACCUUCAUGUACCAGAGCACGAACGGCGAACAAACUCACGCUCAGACCCAACCACAACCACAACCCCCGCCACCUCCUCAACCUGCUGCUGGGAACAUGAUAUACGACCCAAUAAGGCAGAGUCUGCCAGAGGCAACUACAGCUUCUACAUCAACUUCGACCUACCCCUCGAGAUACACAUCGUUUGUACAACCACGGCGCCAGAACUCUCAACCAAUGGCACCACCAGCUCCAAAAUACACGCCCAUAUCCUCCGAUCCAGCUUCCACCUCCGACGCCGAAAUGCUCCUCGGUCUCCAAAACUCACCCUACUCCCAUCACACACCAGGAUCAGCCGGAUCAUUUGACCACAAUCCAAACCAAAGCAUGACUUCACCAGGUGGCACCCGCGCAGAUGGGGGCUCAUUCGACUUCACACAGACCAACUCGAGCAUGUUUCCCCCUGGUAGCUACUUGGGGAUCGGUGGCGUGGGUGACAUGAUUAUGGAUAGCCAGGAAAUCGAUAUGUCGACUCUAGGCGGCGAUAUGAUGCCUUGGUAUCUCCCGCAAGAUGUUCUCAAUUACUUUGAUAAUGGGGGAAAUGGAGUCACGGCAAUGGCUGGUGGCGGGAGCUUGAAUGCUGAUGUGGAUAUGGGGAAUAUGGGGUCAAAUAAUGGUUGA
Molecule: messenger RNA, 3075 nt
Organism: Hyaloscypha bicolor E
Lineage: Eukaryota; Fungi; Ascomycota; Leotiomycetes; Helotiales; Hyaloscyphaceae
Exons: 5
Coding region: 1-3075 (1024 amino acids)
Biological process (GO): regulation of DNA-templated transcription; DNA-templated transcription
Molecular function (GO): zinc ion binding; DNA binding; DNA-binding transcription factor activity, RNA polymerase II-specific
Source: RefSeq, a predicted model, not a curated record